Cynocephalus volans (Philippine flying lemur) is the source of this 2460-nucleotide messenger RNA. RefSeq names its product peptidylprolyl isomerase D (gene PPID). The coding region runs from base 630 to 1742 and encodes 370 amino acids. The record is from RefSeq and is a predicted model, not a curated record. The transcript has 11 exons. Gene Ontology annotation, biological process: protein folding; protein peptidyl-prolyl isomerization. Lineage: Eukaryota; Metazoa; Chordata; Mammalia; Dermoptera; Cynocephalidae. Gene Ontology annotation, molecular function: peptidyl-prolyl cis-trans isomerase activity; protein binding.
GUGGGGGCGCAGCUCCGCAAGCCGCGUGGGGUCGGUCCCUGAGGAGGCUUCGGUUUUUCGUAACAGCGAGAAGGCUGCGGGUGCGAUCUUUGUUCUUUUUGAGACAAAGCCCUUGAACUUGGGUCCUCACUUUGUGCAGGUCCGGGGGCUCGUUUGUGGAAGGCAUGUUCUGCGGGAGAGGGUUCAGUGCGUGAGGCUGCUGCUUCAGAGGGCUGCGAUUUGAAGCGCUCAGCACCCGAGCCGAGUAAAGCGAAUUUCAGAGAAGUCACAGCCAGUUAGCGGCAGAGCUGACGCUGGAAUGGAGAUGACUCCCAAGCUCUCCACACCACGAUGGUAGGAAAGGCGGUAAGCACAGGCUAAAAGAAUGAAAACAACUAGGAAUGUAACUUCAGCGAAUAAGAACAACCAAGGGAAGGCGACAGGGCCGCAGCACACGCGCCGACUGAAGCGCGUGGAAACGCCGCAAGGCGGCGGCGCCGGAAGCCGGGGCGCAGCUUCCGGUCCUCACGCCGGAAGUGGCUCGUCAGUGCCGGGGCUGGCUUUUCGUCGAGGAGGACGCUCUUGAGUUGGAGCUGUCGAUUGGCCACGAGGUGUCUGGAUCCUGCUUACCAGCGCGUCUGCAAGUCGAAAUGUCGCACCCGUCCCCCCAAGCUAAGCCCUCUAACCCCAGUAACCCUCGAGUCUUCUUUGACGUAGACAUCGGAGGGGAGCGAGUUGGUCGAAUUGUCUUAGAGUUGUUUGCAGACAUUGUACCCAAAACUGCAGAAAAUUUUCGUGCAUUGUGUACAGGAGAAAAAGGCAUUGGACCCACAACUGGGAAACCACUCCAUUUCAAAGGAUGCCCUUUCCAUCGAAUUAUUAAGAAAUUUAUGAUUCAGGGUGGAGACUUCUCAAAUCAGAAUGGGACAGGUGGAGAAAGUAUUUAUGGUGAAAAAUUUGAAGAUGAAAGUUUCUAUUAUAAGCAUGAUCGUGAGGGUUUAUUGAGCAUGGCAAAUGCAGGCCGCGAUACAAAUGGUUCUCAGUUCUUUAUUACAACAGUUCCAACUCCUCAUUUGGAUGGGAAACAUGUGGUGUUUGGCCAAGUAAUUAAAGGGAUAGGUGUGGCAAGGAUACUGGAAAAUGUAGAAGUGAAAGGUGAAAAACCUGCCAAGUUGUGUGUUAUUGCAGAAUGUGGAGAAUUGAAGGAAGGGGAUGAUUGGGGAAUAUUCCCCAAAGAUGGCUCUGGCGAUAGUCAUCCAGAUUUCCCUGAGGAUGCAGAUAUAGAUUUAAAAGAUGUAGAUAAAAUUUUAUUAAUAACAGAAGACUUAAAAAACAUUGGAAAUACUUUUUUCAAAUCCCAGAACUGGGAGAUGGCCAUUAAAAAAUAUGCAAAAGUUUUAAGAUAUUUGGAUGGUUCAAAGGUUGUUAUGGAGAAUGCAGAAAGAUCCAAGCUACAACCUGUAGCUUUAAGCUGUGUACUGAAUAUUGGUGCUUGUAAACUGAAGAUGUCAGAUUGGCAGGGAGCAAUUGACAGUUGUUUGGAGGCUCUUGAAAUAGACCCAUCAAAUACCAAAGCACUGUACCGCAGAGCUCAAGGAUGGCAAGGAUUAAAAGAAUAUGAUCAAGCAUUGGCUGAUCUUAAGAAAGCUCAGGAGAUAGCACCAGAAGAUAAAGCUAUCCAGGCGGAAUUGCUGAAAGUCAAACAAAAGAUAAAGGCACAGAAAGAUAAAGAGAAGGCAGUAUAUGCAAAAAUGUUUGCAUAAUGAUUCAAUUUUGCUUAAAUAUUAUGCAUUGAUUGUAUAAAGGCAAUAAGAAAAUGUAAUUGUCUCUUAUACAUGAUCCGUAAUGUGUUUCCUUUGACACAUCAGUACCCCAUUGUUUAUAAAGUUUAGGAAUGCUGAUGUGGGUUUGCUCUUAAUAAAAGUGUUACAAAAUACAGUGAGGUUGAUUUUUUUUUUUUUUUAAAUGGCUAUCUGCAUUGUUCCCAAAGAAUAGUGUCCAUCCUAUUUUUAAAGUCCUAAAGACAUAUCUUGUUGAAUAAAUAGAUGAAAGCUUAAAUUUGUAUAUUUAUUUUGUUCCUCUCAAUGUUUUGAUGUAUUUGUGGUUGGUUUGUGCUUGUGUUUAUACUUACAGAUAAUACAUACAUGUAUAUACCUGUUUAGGGGUUGGCAAACUUUCUGCAAAAGGCCAGAUAGUAAAAGUUUUAGGCUUUGUGGACCCGUGGACCACAUAGUCUGUCACAACUACUCACCUCUGCAGUUAUAACUUGAAAUUCGCCUUAGACAUUGCAUAACCAAUGGGCACUGUUUUAUUUCAAUAAAACUUUAUUCAUUUGAGUGGGAUGCUGACCCCUGGUCUAGAACAUUCAUUUUUAGACUCAAAGACUUAAAUUUGGAAAGUCAAUUGUAAAGUCCAACAGUGCAUUUUGCUGUUGGGACUGAAUCUUUGAAGAGCUAAGUAGAUGCAACAUAAUGUAUAGUU